Molecule: messenger RNA, 879 nt
Organism: Pseudomassariella vexata
Lineage: Eukaryota; Fungi; Ascomycota; Sordariomycetes; Amphisphaeriales; Pseudomassariaceae
Exons: 1
Coding region: 37-513 (158 amino acids)
Source: RefSeq, a predicted model, not a curated record
GUUGGUGGCAGGACAAAGCCAAUCGGAGCCCGUCUGAUGCCAUUUUCCAAGUCACCAGAUGCUCAUGACCCCCGCUCAUUGAAUCUGCAAGUUCCCAUCUGGCUUUGGGGGGUUGCAAUUGUACUAAGUAGCUGUUAUGAUGCUGAACUUGCUAGUGCUCGCUUCUACCACAUUGGGCUAAAAAAGUCCCUGUUGCGGCACCACCCCCUUUGCCUUUUUGACUUUUUGAAGGUAACGAGAUUGCCCGUGCCCCUCUGUCCACCCAGGUCAGCACCAAAGCCUUCAUUACCCGCUGCUGUGCCAGCAUAUACCUCACAUUACCAGACCGCCCACCCAGUGCCAGUGGUUAGUUACCCUCAGGAAGUAUUUCCCCCACCGCUUCGUCCCUGCAUCCACUCGCGCAGUAGGCGCGCACAACACGCUGCAGAAAAAGGCCUCCUGGGACCCGCCUGCUCACAAAUGCGUCUCCAUCCCCUCGCCCGACGGUUCAUCCCACCCUUCUCCCCUGUCUGAUUCUGUUCUUAGAACGACCAUAAAAACCUGAUAUCAGGUCCUUGUCAGCCAGGUUGGCGUUGUCGAGGAUUCCUUCGAGGUUUCGUCACUCGUCGUCUAAGCCUAGCGACGACUUGCUCAAACCCGCCAACGUCAUUCCCUGUUCGGUACAUAGCAUUUGUGCUAAGAUUUUCCAAGACCCUUCCGCCCUGCGUCUUGCGUCCGUCCUGCACAGAUCGUUAGACGUCCACCCGACAACUCUUCAAGACACUCUCCCGUGCUUGUGAUCCCUUGGCUCAGUCCGUUGCUUGGACUGACUCAUUAAAACACUCAAACAACCGCUUCUACUUCUCUACUACUCGCCGUAACCGGGAGAAUCCUCUCCAC